This is a messenger RNA of Hyla sarda, 2096 nucleotides long. It is a transcript of the gene GINM1, whose product is annotated as glycosylated integral membrane protein 1. Lineage: Eukaryota; Metazoa; Chordata; Amphibia; Anura; Hylidae. The transcript is spliced from 8 exons. Bases 86 to 1078 code for a protein of 330 amino acids. The record is from RefSeq and is a predicted model, not a curated record.
UCCUGCCGCGAUGACAAGUAGUGAAGGGCGGGGCUUCCGGGCGGCCACUUCCUGCCGUUAGUCCCGCCCCAGUAUAUCGGGGAAGAUGUUUUGGUGCGGGCACAGAAUAGGGUGCCACUACCUACCCGCGGCUUCUCUGCUCGCCUUAGCGGUGGUGGUCAGCGCCCAGGAUGGUGGCAUCAGGACUCGUAUGCAGGAGACUGUAACAGUGAAUGUGACAACCUUACAUGGGACAGAGAAGGUAACCCAACAGGUCAGUUCUAGUAUUAGCUAUAUUAAGAAGUCGAAUACAAGAAGUCAAAUAUACCUUAAUGGAUUUCCUGUAAAUAAAGGAGUUACUCGAAUAACUUGCAGAAUGGACAUAAGAGAUUACAGGUCAUCUGGUGAGCAACAGAAUCCGAUACACAAUGCAUUGGUGAGCGUACGGUUACUUGUUCUGUACAAUCCUCUGAGUUACCAUAGAACAAGUAUUAUCGUUCAGCAAGAGGUGAUUGCUGUGGAUGGUAGCAAGGUUAAUGUAAGUGAUAUAGCGCAAGUGGAAUUGUUGGUAAAUGUAAAUUUGCAAAUACUUCGAUAUUCAAGUUCAACAAAGAGUCUUGAAGAUUCACAACUGUACACCAUCCCUUGGGACAACGAUGUCUUAGUUACCUUUCCAAGCAUCUCAGAUUCUGCAGGGGAUAGUAUUCCACAACAAACUACCAGAGAAUACAGUAUUGGACAGAACACAACGGUGGAUGAGGAGCCAUUUCCUGGCAAACUCCCGGAAACUCCAAUUAGAACGGUUAUUCCAGCCUCCUCUUAUAAGGUAAUGUGCGAGUUUGCGGAUGAACUGAGAGAAAAGUUGUGCCUUAUCUGGUCCUGGCUGUACCCUAUGUUGGUUGACAUUGUACAGGUUCUUAUUGUUGGAGUGAUAGGAGCUGCUGUUGUGCUUGAACUUCUCAAGAUAUUCUACCCACUGAAAGAACCAAAAUGGAUUCUGCAAACCAGUGAUUUCAAGGAUUCCCCGCUGUUUGUUCCUUUAAUACUAGGCAACAGUGACACAAAGGAGGCACCCCAAGGAACAGGAAAUAUCUCAUGAAUCUGGAUUGUGCACUUCUUGUCACAGCAAUGUUUACAUUUGGAUUUCCUGCAUCCAACUGUGAUUUUUAGGCUACCAGCUUAAUAGCCUCCUAAGUGAUUGUAGGAGCUCCUUACAGGAGAUCGGCAAACUGUACACAUUGGAGAACACAGGGGAACUGACUCACUACAAGGCCAUCACUUAUACAGCAUUUCUGACUUUCUGCAAGGGCACUCACUUGUUUGAAAUAAAUAAAACCUUAAUUUUACAGGAAGAUCCUUUUUAUGGAGGUUAUUGGGUUCACAACAAUUGUGUCCACUGGACUGGUUUCAGUCAUAGUUAACCAUAACUAUAUUUCUUCAAAGUAUUCUAUUUUGAGUAAGAUUUACAGAAAAGCAUCUCGUGUAUAAAAAGGUUUUAUUUAAAAAUUUGAAAUAAAACUAUCUAAAAUUUUAUUAUUUGAGUAUAUUUCUUGUGGGAUUUUAGGCUAUUUUAUUUAAAAAUAGGUUAAAAUUUCUUAAAUGCUUUAUGCCAUGGAUUUUUCUAAAACUUGAAAAUACUAUUGGUGUAAUGUCUAAAUAGCUUUAAUUUAAUCUGCAGUCUUUAGGAUGCAAAUUUUAGUUACACAGGUAUUUUGUGUUACAUAAUUUCUCAUGUUUAAAAUGCAUUGUCUUUACUGUCAAUAUCAGAAACCAAUUUAACUGAUUGGCUUGAAUAAGUGUAUCAGCAUAUUCUCCGACGUCAGGACAAUCCUAUUUAACAACCCUGUAAUGUAAAUUGUAAUAUAAAGUGGACUCUAAUAUAAAGUAGGGUGUCCCCAUUCCUCAGGUACCUGUCAUGAUGGGAUGUAUUCCAGUGUAAAUUUUUUGCCAUAAAAGUUCAAUUUGGUAAACCAUAAAAAUGUUUAUCUGAAAUCUUUUAAAAGCUAAAUAACCAAACUGAUUUAUUUUUCCUUUUUAAUGCACUUAAUAAUUUUAUGAUGUUACGCAGAAUCAUACAGUGAAUAUCAUUAAUAAAGCAUUUUGUAUAUACAAUGGUA